UCAAACCGAAGCUAGGAUCGCUGUGUGUUGUGUUGUCGACGCUCGAACCGAUUUUGAUAGACGCGUAACGGCGUUUAUUACAUCAAACAUUACAUUAUUUUAUCGACUAAUAAACACGUGCCUUUAUAUUUAACCGCGAAUUUGUUAUUAUACUGGUCGAGGCCGGCAACUUUGAGUUUGGAAGUGGACGUUCGAGUCCCGCAAUAUCAUCCGAGCUGGGAGCAGACACCGAGAUGGUCCAGGAGGGUGGGGCAGGGGCCGUGGACGAAGGGCUGAUCGCCCCGCGUCGGCUUAACAACCCCUGCCUGGACAAUUCUGCGAGGAUGGACUUACAUAGAGAACUGCUCUUCAAUCAGAGGAUAGGGAAAAAUGUUCUGAACCAGAAGAGCGAACUACAAAAGGCCCUUUCAAAACACAAAGAGAAGCAGCUCAUGAACCAAGUAAAGGAGAACCGGGAAACGCCAGAGUUAGAGAGGGCCAUAGCUGAACGCGCUCGCAGGUUAGAGCAGGCCGAGCAGAGUCACGAAGAGAUCGACCCCGCGACCAACCCGACCUUGCAAGAGGUGCGCGCGCGACUCAGACACGCGGCACCGCCAUCUCCCGCCGCGUCUGCGCACUAAGUACCUUUCUUACCUCCACAUCUUCAAUCCACGCUUUAUUUCAUCCACCUAUCGAUGUGAUAGAUUCAAUUAUUUAAUACAAUUGAGAGAUAACCGUUCGUCUCAAUGUUUAAACGGACAAUUUUUAUCAUAUUUAAAAAAACAAUCGUAGUAAACUGUGAAAAUGUAUAAAUAAAAAUGAUUAGGUUAAAACGGGCCUAACGACGCAAUGGAUUUUCGUAUAUGAAUCUAUGAUUUCUGAUUGCGGCGCCAUCUACAUGAUAUCGUAAAUCAUUGUAGUAGAAACGUGGAGGCAGUUAGAUUGGAAUUAUCUCUUUAAGUACUCAAUAAAGUAAAGAGACUAUUUUUCUUUUAAUAAUCGUAUAAAUAUUAAACAUGUUCUGCGGUCCACGAGAGACGCAGGUCUCUGAGUUCCUGCGGCGUCUCGUAGAUGGCGCCAUUGUUUAUAGUUUGCGAUGCGAAAGAGCUUUCUCGGCGGCGCGUGUAAUAUUCGGUUAUUAAUUAUUAUUAUUAUUGUAGAUAGGAAAACCUAAUUUAGUGUUUUGUCUUCGAACGGAGUCACUGAAAGUGUCACAAAAUCAUUUUUGAAUUACGUUCAUUUGGUAGUCGUUUAACGUUGACUUCUUAGUUUAUUGUCUUAAGGUAUAUUUAAGUGUAAUUUAUAUUGAUUUGUUACCAAAAAUAUCCCGCACAUCCCGCGGGAUGAGCGGAUCGACUGAGGAAUCGACUCGAGCCGUAACGAUGAGGGUAAACGUCGACUUCUAGAGAGACAAAUAUUUUUCUAACCCUUUUUGAAUGACUUUUCUCACGAACCCUUUCGCACCUUGUCCUCGGGUGUCCACUGCGGAUGGCCGUCUGCGGCCUUGAGGUAUUUUAGUACACAUUGGAUAUUUGUAGUUAGUAGACGUUAACUACUUAGAACCCUAUUUACAUGGUAGUUGGAAAGUAGUCUUAUGAUCGCUGUCUUAAAUCUUAAAAAUCGUAUAUUUUCCCAAGCCAUAAAGUAUUUUAUAUAAUAUUGAAGGUUCAGAGUAGUCCCCGAAUGUAGUCGACCAAUAUGUUCGAUAUCGACGUGUUCAUGAAAGUGAUAGAAAAAGAUAUUUUUGUAUUUUUAUGUAACCUAGAGGUUCUAACUCCCGACUUCCUACUGACCGUAGUCGUUCCGAUUCGUAGGUCUUUAGGUAAUCUUGUAAUUGUAAUCGUAAAUCCGACUAAUGAUAAAUAAUAUCUAGCGAAUCUCCAGAAUAUCUGUUUGGAUUCGGGAAAUAAAUGUUGUCGCCGUACGAAAAACAUUUCUUUCUCCGACGUGCCUAUUAGUCAUUAUUGUUGAUUAUUUUCAGAGAAUGACUUUUAUUGAUGGUUGUAAAUUUAUUAAUUAUAUUGAAAUACUCUUCUUCCGUGUUUGCUAUUUUCACCAUUUUUUCUCUCAUAUUGUCUCUCGUGUAGCUUUCGAUUUUUAUCUAUUUCUAAAGUAUAAGAGUCAACUUUGAACGUGCAGUUGCUGCAAGUUCUUGUUUUUGAAAGCGAAAAUGACGAAAGUAUUCGAACAACUUUAAUUUCAAAAGCGAACAUAAUUCCACUCGUUAUUCCUUCCACUUCAGUUUUCUUCUGGUAUUUUGUGUUUUAUGCUAAUGGUUUGUUAAGUACCUUGGACUCAUUUCCACCAUCAGAAAUAUCUCUUUCGUCAGAAAUAUAUCCUAUGGAGUAAGGGCAAAGCACAUUUUUAAAAAGUGAUCGAUUCGGGGUUUCGGGAUGUUCGCUUGAGAUGGUGAAAAUGAGAGUAAAAUGAUGAUUUAGUACAAAGUGGCAACUCCAUGUGAAAAGUUUGUUUAAGCUUCAGCUUGCGAAGCUGUGUCUCGUGGCCAUUUUACGUUUGUUAUGUGACUAUUUAGACUUAAGACCAUUUUGUAAUAAAGUUGACUUGAAUUGUAUGAACCGUUUCGUAAUAAUUUACAUAGAAAAAUAAAAGUGUUUUAGCAAAAA
Molecule: messenger RNA, 2603 nt
Organism: Pieris rapae (cabbage white)
Lineage: Eukaryota; Metazoa; Arthropoda; Insecta; Lepidoptera; Pieridae
Product: protein FAM107B
Exons: 4
Coding region: 234-620 (128 amino acids)
Source: RefSeq, a predicted model, not a curated record